Capronia coronata CBS 617.96 is the source of this 981-nucleotide messenger RNA. RefSeq names its product geranylgeranyl transferase type-2 subunit beta. Gene Ontology annotation, biological process: protein geranylgeranylation. Lineage: Eukaryota; Fungi; Ascomycota; Eurotiomycetes; Chaetothyriales; Herpotrichiellaceae. The coding region runs from base 1 to 981 and encodes 326 amino acids. The record is from RefSeq and is a predicted model, not a curated record. Gene Ontology annotation, molecular function: Rab geranylgeranyltransferase activity. Gene Ontology annotation, cellular component: Rab-protein geranylgeranyltransferase complex. The transcript has 3 exons.
AUGGCUUUGGUGGCCGGACCAGGCAGAGGGGGAAGUCACCUUUCUAGCGGCAGCUCGCCCGCGCCCGCUGGCCUGGUCAUCGACAAACAUGUCAAAUAUAUCCAAGGUUUGGAUAGUCGAAAAGAUGAGCUCGACUACUGGUUGACCGAGCACCUGCGACUUAACGGCGUCUACUGGGGCCUCACCGCUCUUCACCUCUUGGGUCAUCCAGAUGCAUUGCCGCGGGACAAAACACUACAUUUCGUGUUUGCCUGUCAAAAUCAAGAUGGAGGCUUCGGUGCCGCUCCUGGCCACGACUCCCACAUGCUGUAUACCGUCAGCGCCGUCCAGAUCCUCGCAACAAUCAAUGCUUUGCCUGAGCUCGAAAAUCGCCGAGAAGGAGGAAAGGAGCGGAUCGCACAAUACAUUGCCAGCCUCCAGGAUCCCAACACUGGUACAUUCGCCGGAGAUGAAUGGGGUGAGACCGAUACCCGCUUUCUCUAUGGCGCCUUCAACGCCUUGUCCAUCCUGAACAUGAUGCACCUCGUCAACGUCGAAAAAGCCGUGUCCUACAUCCAGGCGUGCGCCAACUUCGAUGGCGGGUUCGGAAGAGCUCCUGGUGCAGAAUCGCACGCGGGUCAGAUAUUCACCUGCCUUGGCGCUUUAAGCAUUGUAAGACGGCUUGACCUGGUGGACACUACGCGCUUGGGUGCUUGGUUGAGUGAAAGACAGCUGUCUAAUGGUGGACUCAAUGGUCGACCUGAGAAAUUGGUGGAUGUGUGCUACAGCUGGUGGGUGCUGAGUAGCCUUGCCAUGCUGGGGAAGCUUCACUGGAUCAAUGCUUCUCAAUUGACCAAGUUCAUCUUGACGUGUCAAGACCCGGAGCACGGAGGCAUUUCGGACAUGCCGGGCGAUAUGGUCGAUGUCUUCCAUACUGUCUUUGGAGUCGCCGGUCUAAGUCUGCUCGGCUAUCCAGGUCUAGUUGAGGUUGACCCCGUCUAG